AUGGCUCUCUGCGCAGCCUGCACCGCCAUCAGCAUCCCGGCCCUGACUGCUGAGGUCGACGACCCGCCUGCCUGGCUGCCCCGGCCGGGCGAGUCGUCCAGCGUCACGGGCAUGGUCCACCUCCACGACGCUCGUCAGCUCCCGCGCUCCGCUGCCGCCUGCUCGUUCUGUGCGCUGAUCGCGGCCUCCGUCCUGCAAAACCACUGCGCCAGCCAUCUGACUUCAGACGAGCCGCCGUCCUGGGUCGAGGCUGAGCUGGACAGCCGUGUCGCCGCCGGGCCAGUGUACCUCCAGCUGAGGAGGAAUGGCGUCGGCCGCCUGCCGCGCGAGCGCCCGAACGCCCACCUGGAGCUGCUCGGCAAGGCGCUGGCCGUGUUCUUGCCCGGGGUCGAUGGUGUUGCUCUGCGAGGCCGAAUCCGUUUGUACGCGCAGCCAGACAGCCCCGCCUUCACAAGCGGCGACGUCCUGUGCGGGCCUCCGCUGCCCUCGUCUGAUUGUCCCGAGGCGUUCCGCAUGACGCGCGAAUGGCUGAGCACCUGCUUGAAUUUUCACCCGAGCUGCAGGCGUACGUUGUCAAAGUCGACCCUCGAUGAGACAGCCGAGCCCGUCCUGCCCACCCGCGUCAUCGACGUUGCACCGCCCGAUGGAUCGGCGAACGUCCGCUUGAUCCAAUCCAUGGGUGACUGUGGCCGAUAUGUGACACUCAGCCAUUGCUGGGGCCCGCAGUCUAAACACCCUCUCACCACCACCACAGCCACCUUGCCACAGCAUCUGACAGAGAUCCCCUGGCACCGCCUGCCCAAGACCUUCCGCGACGCCAUCACCGUCGUAAGAUCGCUGGGUCUCCGCUAUAUUUGGAUCGACUCGCUGUGCAUCGUGCAGGACGAUCAUGAUGAUUGGCUGCGCGAGUCCGAGCAGAUGGGCAUGAUCUACGAGCGAGCUGUGCUGACCAUUGCAGCAUGCCAUGCCAGAGACUGCACCGAAGGCUGCUUCUUCGAGAGACCUCCCAAUCGCCCCGCUGUGCAACUGCCCUACUGGAACUCCCAGGGACAGCAGGACGGUCACAUCUACGGCACGCUACUGCCCGUGAAUUACUUUUCCAUCAGCCCAGAAUUCAGCCCUUUGUCCGAGAGAGCGUGGGCGACUCAGUAG
Messenger RNA from Lasiodiplodia theobromae, 1152 nucleotides. RefSeq names its product Heterokaryon incompatibility protein. Lineage: Eukaryota; Fungi; Ascomycota; Dothideomycetes; Botryosphaeriales; Botryosphaeriaceae. Bases 1 to 1152 code for a protein of 383 amino acids. The record is from RefSeq and is a predicted model, not a curated record. The transcript has 2 exons.